AUGGAGAACAGAGGGAGGCAUUUCCUCAGUGACCACAGCACUGCUGUCGUCAGCAGUGGGGUCAUCCUCAUCAAUACCGAGACCGAGUUUGAUCAUCCUGUAGAUCCUGUUGGCGUGCGUCUGGGGGUCCUCCAGGCUGAAGCCCGAAGACAGGAGGGCGGUUUCGUACAGCAGGAUGACCAGAUCCUUCACAGACUUGUCAUUCUUGUCAAGGAGAAGUACAUCGAUCAAGAAGAGCUGAACAAGACAAAGCCUAUCUGGACCAGAAACCCUGAUGACAUCACUAACGAGGAGUACGGAGAGUUCUACAAGAGCCUGACCAACGAUUGGGAGGAUCACUUGGCGGUCAAGCAUUUUUCAGUUGAAGGACAGUUGGAAUUCAGAGCCCUUCUUUUUGUCCCAAGACGAGCUCCUUUUGAUCUGUUUGAAAACAGAAAGAAGAAGAACAACAUUAAGUUGUAUGUUCGCAGAGUUUUCAUCAUGGAUAACUGUGAGGAGCUAAUCCCUGAAUACCUGAAUUUCAUUAGAGGUGUGGUGGACUCUGAGGAUCUUCCUCUGAACAUUUCCCGUGAGAUGUUGCAACAAAGCAAAAUUUUGAAAGUUAUCAGGAAGAACUUGGUCAAAAAGUGCUUGGAACUCUUCACUGAACUGGCAGAAGAUAAAGAGAACUACAAGAAGUUUUAUGAGCAGUUCUCUAAAAAUAUUAAGCUUGGAAUACAUGAAGAUCCUCAAAAUCGGAAGAAGCUUUCAGAGCUGUUGAGAUACUAUACUUCUGCUUCUGGUGAUGAGAUGGUUUCUCUCAAGGACUAUUGCACAAGAAUGAAGGAAAACCAGAAACACAUCUAUUACAUCACAGGUGAGACGAAGGACCAGGUAGCCAACUCUGCCUUUGUGGAGCGUCUCCGGAAGCACGGCUUGGAAGUGAUCUACAUGAUCGAGCCUAUUGAUGAGUACUGUGUGCAGCAGCUGAAGGAGUUUGAGGGGAAGACCUUAGUGUCAGUCACCAAAGAGGGCCUGGAACUUCCAGAAGAUGAGGAAGAGAAAAAGAAACAAGAAGAAAAAAAGACAAAAUUUGAAAACCUUUGCAAAAUCAUGAAGGACAUUUUGGAGAAGAAAGUUGAAAAGGUGGUUGUGUCUAACCGGUUGGUGACAUCCCCAUGCUGCAUUGUGACAAGCACAUAUGGCUGGACAGCAAACAUGGAACGGAUCAUGAAGGCUCAAGCCCUGAGAGACAACUCAACGAUGGGUUACAUGGCAGCCAAGAAGCACCUGGAGAUCAACCCUGACCAUUCCAUCAUCGAGACCUUGAGGCAAAAGGCAGAGGCUGACAGGAAGCUGGCAAGCCCCAGCGGGAUGGCCAAACCCCAAGAGAUAGGAGAGCAGGAGAAACAGCCUGGCAGAGGCCCGGAGAUGCCGGCUGGCGUCAGUAAUUUCCUGCAGGAGAUUCUGCCGGCCGAGUGCACAUCACCCUUCUCUCGCCCCUCCAUCUUCUCCCAUGUGCUGUUCAAAUAG
Molecule: messenger RNA, 1512 nt
Organism: Cervus elaphus (red deer)
Lineage: Eukaryota; Metazoa; Chordata; Mammalia; Artiodactyla; Cervidae
Product: heat shock protein HSP 90-alpha-like
Exons: 3
Coding region: 1-1512 (503 amino acids)
Biological process (GO): protein stabilization; protein folding; cellular response to heat
Cellular component (GO): plasma membrane; protein-containing complex; myelin sheath
Molecular function (GO): disordered domain specific binding; ATP binding; ATP-dependent protein folding chaperone
Source: RefSeq, a predicted model, not a curated record